AUGGAAUUUUCAGGAACAGAGGCCUAUCUAUUGCCGAUGGAGCCUAGCUUUUACCUUUACCAGUGCGAUGAAUUUCGCUUGAUACAGGCCUUAGCUAAGCGCCUUGGAAGGAAAACACGCCCUCAUGGCCCGCAACGUUUUACAAAGGUCAAAGAAGGCUUCGAAGCGAAUGAUCUCUUGGACCUCACCCUCAAAACUUCGACAUUGUCACCGGACGUCCCUCCUGAUGUACAUGUACAUACUUUACCAAAAUACAACAACGCGGGAGCCGCGCAACAAGCUGUUCUUAACGCCCUUUUUCAAGGCUUCCAAUGCAACAACCGCGAAGUCAUGCUCGGCGAUGGUAGCUUGUUUGACUGUACCGAAAAUAUAUGUAACCAACUACAAGACGAUUCAAAUCGAGCCAAACUAUUAGGCUUAACUAUAAGAGGAGGUGAUGUCUUUGGAACUUGGAACGGCCUUCCCUCGGAAGAGUUCAGUGCCGACCCAUCGUCAAGCCUAGGUUACCGCAUUCUCGACUUUUUCGACGCAGAGUGGGAUUCAAAGAACACUCAUCUCGUUCAAUCUACGGGAUCCGUUAACCAGGAUGUGCUUCUCUUCAUGGCCUUCUCCUCGGGGCUUCCGCCAUCAGAAGAGCUACUUAAAUUUGAGACUGGCCAUCCAGCUCUAGUGUCGUUCGCCAAGAUUCUUCUCGAAAUUCAUACCGGGAAGACCACAUCUAUCACAACGGAACAUUGGGAAAUUGUCAGCAACCUGGAGCUUGCUAUGAAGGUAGGGCCGAGCACGAAGAAGCGAUAUCGAUCGGAGUCACCAGUUCCGACCUCUACUGCUAACAGUGAAACAAGGCCCUCCGGAGCCCGAGAUCAAAGAACCAGUGCCGAUACACCCUUAGCUCACCCUUCUAUCCAAUUAGACGCCAACGGAGACUCUGAAAGAGAACUGAUGCCUUCACAAAGGAAGAAACGACUCGCUCACUCACGCAGAGAGCGGGCUUUAAAUCACUCCUCUUCUUCUUCAGCGGGUUUACCAGAGCGAUCAAAAGACUGUUCGAGCGCAUCUUUUAUUCAUUUCUAUGGUGAAGCAUCUAGAGUUUCUUUGCAAUCAGAACCUAGAGAGGGAAGCGCUCAUCGGAUGGAAUGGCUAGCAAGUAUUCGGGACAAACUAUUACUUUCGAAAACACCACACGAGGAUGUAGAGACGGUUCGAAUAGCGAUAAUCGACACGGGUAUAGAUACUUCUCAUCCUUAUAUAUCUUCUAGCUACGGGCCGAAAGGCGAUGAUCCGGUUUCUGUGAAAUUUCACGAUUUUCUGAGCAAGCCUCUUCCGUUCCAAUCGAUGAAGAUGGACAUGGCACGUUCAUUGCUGGAAUUAUACUCCAGCUCAUGCCGAACGCUAUCGAGCGCGCUGUUGAGUGGGGGGCGGACAUUAUCUCGUUGUCGUUCGGUUUCUGCCGAACGACCGACAAUUUACAAGAAGCGAUUAACCUUGCCGCUAACAAGCAUAAUAAUACUUGCCGCAGUGGGGAACUUAGGCAACCAUCAGCAAUUGCAAUAUCCAGCUAAUGAGGACCGUGUCUUCAAAAUUUUCGCAACUGACCACCUUGGUUACAAGGUCGAGUCAUGUCCUCCUUUGAUUGACACACGAUACACUUUCGGGGCAUUAGGACACGAUAUUGAGUCCAUAUGGCCUCUGCAAAUAGAACCGCCUACUGUCUCUGCUAGGUCGACAACCAAAGCUCCUUGGACGCGCUUGUCCGGAUCAUCGUUUUCAACCCCGGUUGCUGCUGCUAUCGUGGCGAUCAUAUUUCAAUUUUGCUACGAAUAUCCUACUAUAAUGGAUGUAGGCGAGAAGCUCCCCUGCCUCAAAACGAUUCGAGCAGUACGUGCAAUACUGAAAUCCAUGAGCCUUAACUCGGAAGAUCACAAAUACAAUUAUUUGAAGCCCGACAUUGGAAGCGACAACCACAGCCUAGAAGCAGAUAGGUUGAAAGAGAAAUAUGACAAUCACGGUUUGGCACACUACUUCGCACUCAAAAUAAGAGAGGCUGUCAACCUGUAA
Blastomyces dermatitidis ER-3 is the source of this 2058-nucleotide messenger RNA. RefSeq lists its product as uncharacterized. Gene Ontology annotation, biological process: proteolysis. The coding region runs from base 1 to 2058 and encodes 685 amino acids. The transcript has 9 exons. Lineage: Eukaryota; Fungi; Ascomycota; Eurotiomycetes; Onygenales; Ajellomycetaceae. The record is from RefSeq and is a predicted model, not a curated record. Gene Ontology annotation, molecular function: serine-type endopeptidase activity.